GCGGUCUCUCCCGAAAGCAACUCAGUUUGAAAACUCUCGGAGCGCGAUACCCGCGCCCUGACCCCGCAGGUCUCCGCCAGACUGGGGCUUACGGUGGGCUGACGGAGGCUCCAGGGACCCUUGGAGCAGAGUGGGGAGCGCGCCCGACCACCAUGCCGCGUUCGUUCCUGGUUAAGAGCAAAAAGGCUCACAGUUACCACCAGCCGCGCUCCCCGGGACCCGACUAUUCCCUCCGCCUGGAGAAUGUACUGGCGCCAGGCGGAGCAGACAGCACCUCGAGCACAGGCGGGGCGAAGGCGGAGCCCCGGGGUCGUUUGUCCCCCGAGUCUCAGCUGACCGAAGCCCCCGACAGAGCCUCCACGUCCCCCGGCAGCUGUGAGGGCAGCGUCUGCGAUCGGAGCUCGGAGUCUGAGGACUUCUGGAGGCCUCCGUCGCCUUCUGUGUCUCCAGCCUCGGAGAAGUCGGUGUGCCCCUCGCUGGACGAAGUUCAGCCCUUCUCCCUGCCCUUCAAGCCGUACUCGUGGAGCGGUCUGGCGGGUUCCGACCUGCGGCACCUGGUGCAGAGCUACAGGCCGUGCGCGGCCCUGGAGCGCGGCGCUGGCCUGGGCCUCUUCUGCGAGCGCGCCCCGGAGCCAGGCCACCCCGCGGCGCUCUACGGCCGGGAGCGGGCUGCUGGCGGCGCGGGGGCCGGGGCGCCCGGGGGAGGCAGCGCAGGAGGCGGAGCUGCCGGCGGCGCGGGCCUGGGGCUCUACCGCGACUUUGGGCCCGCGGCGGCAGGACUGUACGAGAGGCCGGCGACCGGCGGGCUGUACCCGGAGAGCGGCCACGGGCUGCACGGCGACAAGGGCACCGGCGUCAAGGUGGAGUCGGAGCUGCUGUGCACCCGCCUGCUGAUGGGCGGCGGCGCCUACAAGUGCAUCAAGUGCAGCAAGGUGUUCUCCACACCGCACGGGCUCGAGGUGCACGUGCGCAGGUCCCACAGCGGCACGAGACCCUUUGCGUGCGAGAUAUGCGGCAAGACCUUCGGGCACGCGGUGAGCCUGGAGCAGCACAAAGCCGUGCACUCGCAGGAACGGAGCUUUGACUGUAAGAUCUGUGGCAAGAGCUUCAAGAGGUCAUCUACACUGUCCACACACCUACUCAUCCACUCAGACACCCGGCCCUACCCCUGUCAGUACUGUGGCAAGAGGUUCCACCAGAAAUCAGACAUGAAGAAACACACCUUCAUCCACACUGGUGAGAAGCCCCACAAGUGCCAGGUGUGUGGCAAGGCAUUCAGCCAGAGCUCCAACCUCAUCACCCACAGCCGCAAGCACACAGGCUUCAAGCCCUUCGGCUGCGACCUGUGUGGAAAGGGCUUCCAGAGGAAGGUGGACCUCAGGCGGCACCGGGAGACACAGCAUGGGCUCAAGUGAGCGCCUUGGCCGGCUGCAGGCGCAGUUAGGCACGCAACACUACAGAGGGCAGCCUCCCCACUUGCCACCAGCCACUUCCGCAGAUCCCACCAGGGUGAUCCCCCUUCCCUUUUCUCCCUGGAGCCGCCAGAGGGGAUAAGUUACCUUUUCGAAUUUCAGCCUGGAGUGGGAACCAAAUGACUGCCUGGGUAUGGGACUCACCGAAUAGGCUCCUCUACAUCUGAAGACUCCACGUGGAGAGGCAAUCAGAUAAAAUCUCGGGCCUCACAGUCCUUCCUAUUCCCAGCCCUGUUCCACAGAUAGGAAGGUCCUUCAGGUUUCUUCCCUCCUCCUUCUGACCUACCCCAGAUACUUGUGUGGAGGAGGAGGAAUCAUCAUUUACAAGGUAAACAUAUUAAUGUUUUUAUCUGGAAUGAAGAAUGAGUGUUAUUUUAUUGUUUUCCUUCUGGGGAGUUUUUUGACCCCUUUUUGUUGGGUGCUGCCUAUAAAGGUUGGAGGAAUCAUUUCUUCCACUUGGAGACUGGUUCAGAAACUGAUUUGGGAAAGGGAUUUCAUACUUUUGAAAUUACAAGAUACACUGUGUAUCCUGCCCCAAGAAGGAGCAGAAGAAAAGUCGGCUUGGUGAGGAGAAGAGAUUAGACGUCCUCCCUCCAGGAGGCCUGUGAAGGCUUCUUCAGAAGAGGUGGAAGCACAGAGCAAUGCCUUUGGACAAGAUUGUCAUCCAUUCAUUCAGCAAAUGUCUAUUGACUACCAGUUACCAUGGUUUCAGGCCCUAUGCUAGGUACUGGGGAGCCAGAGAGUAAAGUCUCUGUCUGCCUCUGCCCCACAACUCCGAGUAGCUGGGUCUAUUCUCCCCCCGCCCAAAGGAAUUCUGAGAAGGUAAAACAGAAUCUUGAAACUUCCCUUCUGACUGUUUGGAUUUUAUCAAACAUAAAUGAAAAAUAGCUGAACAGAUACUUCAAAGAUUUUUGUGUAUAUUCAGUUUUUUUAUUGUUAAGCUGAUAUUUUUAAGAUGUCUAAGCUAGCAGGCAUGUGAAGGCUCUGUCUUCAACUCUUUGAACCCUCCAUGUGUACCACAGAGGAAAAAAAAAAGUGGUGUUUUUACUAUGAUGAAGUUUGUAAAUGUUUUUAGAUCUUCUGGAGUGCAUUAUGUUUGUUAAUACAUAUUUAUUAGAGUGAUGUUUUAAGUUAAUAAAGUAUUAAGACUCUUA
Molecule: messenger RNA, 2626 nt
Organism: Balaenoptera musculus (blue whale)
Lineage: Eukaryota; Metazoa; Chordata; Mammalia; Artiodactyla; Balaenopteridae
Gene: GFI1
Product: growth factor independent 1 transcriptional repressor
Exons: 7
Coding region: 153-1415 (420 amino acids)
Cellular component (GO): nucleus
Source: RefSeq, a predicted model, not a curated record